This is a messenger RNA of Malurus melanocephalus (red-backed fairy wren), 1055 nucleotides long. It is a transcript of the gene RNF7, whose product is annotated as ring finger protein 7. Lineage: Eukaryota; Metazoa; Chordata; Aves; Passeriformes; Maluridae. The coding region runs from base 37 to 381 and encodes 114 amino acids. Gene Ontology annotation, molecular function: zinc ion binding; cullin family protein binding; ubiquitin protein ligase activity. The record is from RefSeq and is a predicted model, not a curated record. Gene Ontology annotation, biological process: protein ubiquitination; ubiquitin-dependent protein catabolic process. The transcript has 3 exons. Gene Ontology annotation, cellular component: Cul5-RING ubiquitin ligase complex; nucleus.
CGCCCUGCGCGCCCGCCGCGUCCCCGCCCCUCCGCCAUGGCCGAUGUGGAGGACGGGGACGAGCCCGGCGCCCCCCACUCGCUGCCGGGCUCCGCGGGCUCCAGGGCUGGCGCCCCCGACAAGAUGUUCUCGYUGAAGAAGUGGAACGCGGUGGCCAUGUGGAGCUGGGACGUGGAGUGCGACACUUGCGCCAUUUGCCGGGUGCAGGUCAUGGAUGCCUGUCUUAGAUGUCAAGCUGAAAACAAACAAGAAGAUUGUGUUGUGGUUUGGGGAGAAUGCAAUCAUUCCUUCCACAAUUGCUGCAUGUCCUUGUGGGUGAARCAGAAUAAUCGCUGUCCCCUCUGCCAGCAGGACUGGGUAGUCCAGAGAAUAGGCAAAUAAAAUCUGGAAGGGUUUCUUUCUGUUGAACUUGUUGGAAUGGUGUGUGUGUUAUGCCAUAUGCUCAUGCAGAACGGAACGUGUCAAUCAGGACAUGAUUYGCUUGGUUUAUCUGCCACAAGACCAGGGUGGGUUUGGUGCAGGCUCCUUGCUGUACUAGAUGCAGUCCAUGGCUAGGCUCACUGCAGGGCUUCCACCAUUGAAACAAGAGAUGCUACAUCAACAAAUGUAUCUGCUAUGAUUAACGUGUUACCUGUAUCAGAGCAUAGAAACCUGGUGGUGCAAAUUAUACUCUAAACACAGAGCAUUUAAUCUUUUUGUAUUGAUAAAUGAAUUAAAUUGGAAGGGUGACCUUAUCUGGUCUGAUACACUGGAUAGUUUACUGUCAGGAUAAAKAAAAUGUUUUCUAAGUAAUAUUGUAUGCAAAAACACGGUGUGUUUUUUUAGAAACUAUUUCGGGUUUUUAGUUUAAAAUGAACAGUGUGUAAAACAUUUGCUAUGUGCUUUUCCAUCACCCUGUAUUAAACAUUUCUAAUGUUGGUUUUCUUUGACUUGGUUUUGUUGUCUCUCUAAGUCUGUUGCUCUGUUAUAUUCUGUACAUGAUUUUUACAACCAUAAAAUUUAAAUGUAAUCACAUUAAUAACUUUUUAAUUUGUAUUUCUGUUAGUGAUCAGGGA